Molecule: messenger RNA, 3351 nt
Organism: Closterium sp. Naga37s-1
Lineage: Eukaryota; Viridiplantae; Streptophyta; Zygnematophyceae; Desmidiales; Closteriaceae
Source: the annotation of a GenBank genome assembly
AUGGCGGAGAUGGAUCCGGAAGUGGUGAAGGGGCCUUGGAGUCCAGAAGAAGACGACAAGCUUAGAGAGUUAAUCUCCAAGUACGGACCGCGUAAUUGGUCACUGAUAGCCCAAGGACUCAAGGGGCGGUCCGGCAAGAGCUGUCGCUUGCGAUGGUGCAACCAACUGAAUCCCGAAGUGAACAAGGAUCCGUUCACGGAGGAGGAGGAUCGCAUCAUCGUGAUGGGGCACGCGGAGCACGGCAGCAAGUGGUCCAUCAUCGCCAAGAGCCUUCCCGGUCGCACCGACAACGCAAUUAAGAACCACUGGAACUCCACGCUCAAGCGCAAGUACCCGGCCAUUCUCGCCGACAUCAUCAGCCGACGCACCUCCCGCCUGCUGGACUCUCCGCGCGACAGUAUCAGCGGAAACAGCAGCGCGGGUCCCGCGUCUCCCGCGUAUGCCGCCAUGUACCGCUCCGCGUUCCCCGACAGCCCCACAUUCUCGCCCGGCAGCGGCGCAGGCACACCCGGGAGCGGACGAUACGACUCCAGCCGAGUAGAACACAUCCGCGCGCUUACCGAUGUGCUCCGCCGCCUCGCCACCACCUCUGCCGCCGCAUCCACCUGCUCUUCCCCCAGCGGAAUGCACUCCGGCGUGCCCUCCCCCCAUCCGCUCUCGCAGCCCUUCUCCCCCCACGGCCUCUCCUCCAGCAGCGGCGCGCCUUCCCCCGGCUCCGCGCAACCGUUCCCCUUUUCCAUGGGCGCGGGCGCAGGCGCAGGCGGAGGUUUCGGUUCCGCUAUGACGGGUAUCGGCGGAAGCGGAAACGGAGGGGAUGACCUGCUCGACUUGCGCCAGCAAACCGCCAAGCGCCUCCGCCUGGCCGCUGCGUAUUCCGGGAUUCCGUUCUCCGAACUCCCCUCCCCGCAAGAGGUUCUCGCGUUCCCCAAAAGCGCGAGCCUGGGGGAGCCCUCCGCGCCCACUCCGCCCAUAGUUUCCCCCCUCUUCCCGCGCUUCCUCUCCUCCGCCGGCCCUGCCGGCGCAGGGGGGAGCGGCGCAGGUUUCGGCGGAGAUAACGCGCUGGCGGCGCUUGCAGCAGCAGGGGGAGCGGCAGGGGGAAUGGGCAUGGGUGGCGGCGCAGGACCAGGCGGGUUUGGGGGAAUGGGCGCGGGGGUGGGGUCUUCCCCCCUCGGCUCCCCUAACACCAUGUUCCGCGCAGGUCUCGGUGGGGGAAUGGGCGGAGGGCUGGGGGGAAGCGGCGCAACUGCUAAAACGCCACCUUUCUCCGCCUUUCACCACCGCUCUCUCCUCCGCUCCUCGUCCUCCCCCGUAGAACGCGCUCCCCUCACCGGCCUCUUCCCCUCUGGCCUCGGAACCCCAAACCUAGGGGGUUCUACCCUCGGAUUAUCAGUCUUGGGGGGAGGGGGCGGGACAGGGGGAGGCAUGGAUGGUGGUGGUGGUGUUGGCAGCAGCAGGUCGAAAGGGCCGUCGAUUCUGGGUCGGCGAAAUCUGACCAUUGAUUUGUCGGUGCUGGAGCAGCAGCAGCCGCCGUCGGCGAACGCCACACCUCAAGGAUCGCUCGGCGUGCCUGGCGGCGCCGCCGCCGCCACUGCCGCUGCCGCCGCUUCCGGCGCUGCUGCUCCCAGUUCUGCUGCUGCUGGUGACUGCUCCGCGGGCUCCUCUGACGGUGGUGGUGCUGUUGCUGCUGGUGGCGGUAUUGCUGGUCCUGUGGGAAUGGACGAAGGUGCUCAUCUGUCCUUGAGUCAGCAGAUUCACAACCAGGUGUCGCUCUUUGAUGCCGCUACCCUCCAGCAGCAGCAGGCGCAGCAGCAGGCGCAGUUCGCAGGGCUGGAGUCGACUCAGAAGCGGUCGAGAUUCGCCAUGGCAGCAGGAGCAGGAGCGGGAGCAGCAGGAGCAGCGCGGGGCUUGGUGGGGGACACGGAGAGCGCGUCUAUGUCCAGUGGCGGACUCGCGGAGCGACCAGGAUCUCGCAUGGAAGAGGACAGCGCGGAGUACCAGCAGCAGCAGCAGUGGCAGCAGUGGCAGCAGCGGCAGGAGCAGGCAGAGCGGCAGGAGCCAGUAGCGGAUCGCGUCUCCGUUACAGGAAUUGCGCAUGAAGCCUCGUUAGUAGCAGCGGCCGUGGAGGAUGCGGAACGGGCUAGAGCGGAGGAUGCGGAAAGGGCCAGAGCGGAGGAUGCGGAGAGAGCAAGUCAUCGCAACAAGCGCAAGUUCCGCCUGGAUGCGCCUUCCGCGCAGGGAAGCCCGCCGGCCGCUGCGCCGUUAGCGUGUCCGCCGGUGGCGGAGACGGACGGCGGUCAUGCGCGUCAGGAUGUAACGCAGCUCGGAUUGCAGGUGAAAUGUCAGGUGGGAUCGCAGGUGGGAGCGCGAAGCGGUCAGGGGUUAGCGGGGUCGGGGGAGAGUGACUUGCUUCAACAGCAGCAGCUGAGGCUUGCGACGAGUACUCAACAGCAGUCGCAGUCGCAGUCGCAGCAGAAGGCGCAGCAGCAGUCGCAGGCGCAAGGCUCGGCUGCUGCGCGCAUGGCGCAGAUGCAGAUGACUUUCCGCGAGACCGCGGAAGCAGGGGCGUACGGUGCAGGGGGAGCGUCGGGUAACCGGGUUACCUUGCGGGGGGAUGGUCUCCGCCGUUGGGGGUCGCAGGGGGAAGAAGGUCUGCGCGGAUUUGAAGAUGAGGGGGGUUUGGUGUCUUGUACCGAAGAUGCUUGUGACGGGUCGUGCGUGGGUGGGAUUACCCACGUGGAGGAUGAGUAUUAUGAUGAGGACGGGGAUUAUGAUGACGGUGAUGACGUGGACACAGUGGAUGCGCAGGAGGAUUAUGACGAGGACGAUGACGUGGAUAUAGCGGAUGAUGACAUGGAGAGCGAGUUUGAUGACGCGGAUGACGUGGGAGAGGAGAGCGAUCUGUCGCAUGAUGCUGCUGCUACUGCACAAGCUGCCGGUUCAGACUCUCCUGAAAAUUACAUUUGGGAUGAUGCAACUGAAUUCCGCUUAGAAGAGCUUCUCUUAGAGAAGCUCGAUUCGCUCCAUAGCGAAGCGGUGGUCAAGGUCGCUAGCUUCGGCUACACCGAAGAAGCGGCUCGGCAGGCCGUCGACAGGUUCGGCAGCUGCUUCGGCGAAAAGGACGCCCUGACCAACAUCGUCUCCAAUGCUCUCCUUUUCGGCAGAGGCCCGGAAAUCGCAGCCAUGGCUGCAGGCAGGCUCGGGGCAGGGCACGGGGGGGAGCCCGAGCCUGGGGUUUUCGACUCGGAGGGAGCUGCAGCAGGAUGGGGUGUCUCGUAUGCUGUGCGCGCUGCAGGCUGUGUGGGGCCCGCAGAUGAGCCGCGGGGAUGCCAUGUGGUGCCUUCUCAUGAGUGA